This is a messenger RNA of Penicillium daleae, 759 nucleotides long. RefSeq lists its product as uncharacterized. The transcript is spliced from 2 exons. NCBI's taxonomy places the organism in Eukaryota, Fungi, Ascomycota, Eurotiomycetes, Eurotiales, Aspergillaceae. The record is from RefSeq and is a predicted model, not a curated record. Bases 1 to 759 code for a protein of 252 amino acids.
AUGUGGGAGCUUGAUGCCUCACAACUUCAGUUGGCCAGAAAGACCCAAUAUAUUGCCUAUAUUUUCUAUGCACUCUCGGUUGUCUCCAUCAAGGUAUUGCUUAUUGUUAUACUGCUUCGAAUCUUUGCCAUACGGGAGAAAAUGGCACGUUUUAUCCUUGGUUUACUUAUAUUUAUCCUGGCCUAUUACGCUGCGGUCCUAUUUGUCCGGAUAUUUCUAUGUACUCCAGUGUCAGCUUACUGGAUACCGAACAGCGGUAAAUGCGUCAAUAUCCGCGCUCUCUUCAUUGUCGACUCCUUCGUCAGCCUGAUUACUGACGGGGCAAUCAUUAUCCUACCCAUCAUUUUAACAUGGCCACUCCGUUUAUCAAUAGCUCAAAAGGUCAAAGUCGUGGCUAUCCUUGGGGCCGGCGGGAUAGCUACAGUAACGAAUAUCUACCGAAUAAUUCUGUUAUUCACGUCUGGGCAAUCCACUGACAAGACGACCUUUGCUACAAGACUUGACUUUGCUGGGUAUGUCCGUCCCUCCAUUCGCGACAGCUAUUCCGACCUGUCUAAGAUGGAUAUCGAAACAGUAAUGCUGAGAUUACGAUUGGUUUUAUUUGUACCUGUAUACCUUCUAUUAACGCGCUAUUUACUCGAACGCGGCAACGUAUCUCGCAGUCAUCUUAAACACGGGACAAGUGUGACAAGGACUAAUAAUGACGAUUGGCAUACUUUCUCGUCGCGUAUUAGUUGCUGCUCGCUUGGUAGUAAAUAA